AUGUCAACAUUCAAUCUCAUACACCUCGUAAAGCACCUCCUCUGGUCGGCAAACACGGAUAUGUCUACCAACUAUAGUGCGACGCCUGCGGGCUUGGAGGAUGAGAUUAAGCCUGCCAUCAAUCUCCUUCGCGGCUGGCCGAGCAGUUCACUGCUGCCCGUCGAGCUAAUUAAAGAGGCAGCUAAUGCAGUGCUCAGCGACACUUCCGUAGCUUACGAUGGGCUAUGGUAUGGACCAGACCCUGGCUACGAACCAGCCAGAGUGGCUAUCGCUUCCUGGCUGACGUCCUUCUACAAACCCACCGCGUCCAUUUCAGCUGGCCGCAUAUGCAUCAACGGCGGAGCAUCGCAGAGCCUAGCAUGUCUGCUCAGCGUCUACACCGAUCCCGAGUAUACGCGCAACGUAUGGUUCGUAAGCCCGGCCUACAUGCUGGCAUUCCGAGUCUUCGAAGACGCCGGGUUUCAUGGCGACAAGCAGCGUGCUGUGCCUGAGGAUGAGGAAGGAAUCGAUCUUGAGUAUCUGCGGCGAGAGCUCGAACAGAGCGAGGCCAAGGCAAAAAAAGAAGGAAAUACUGCUCCACGAUACAAGCCGCACAGGGAGCGAGCAAAGGUCUACAAGCACGUCCUCUACUGCGUUCCUACGUUCUCGAAUCCUUCCUCGAGGACGAUGAGUCUCAGGAGGCGACGCGAGCUCGUGCAACUAGCACGAGAGUAUGACAUGCUAGUGUCAUGUGAUGAUGUGUAUGACUUCCUGCAGUGGCCAGCAGAUGUGUCUCAGAACCAGCUCAACGGAUCAGGAACAAAGCUCGAGAUGAUGAAGACAUCACACUUACCGCGCCUAGUGGACGUGGAUCGGGAGCUGGACGGCGGGCCCGAGCGAGAUGGUGCUGAUGGUUUUGGAAACGUGUGCUCCAAUGGCACUUUCUCCAAACUGCUAGGGCCAGGGCUUCGGUGCGGCUGGGUCGAAGGCGCAGAGAAGUUCUCCUACGGCGUUUCUCAAGCAGGCGCCCAACGAUCAGGCGGCGCUCCAUCACAUCUCACGAGCAUUUACAUUUCCAGGAUGCUGGUGUCCGGCCAGGUACAGAAGCACAUUUCCGACGUGCUACAGCCGGCUUAUGCCUCGAGAUACAACACUAUGGCGAAAGCAGCGAAAGAGCACUUACUUCCACUAGGCUUCAGCUUGUCACAGCCGGACCGCGAUGUCGUAGGCGGAUACUUCAUAUGGCUGGGACUUCCGCACGAGAUCAAGGCCAUCGAGCUGACGAAAAGGUGUCAAGAAGCUGAAGCAUUGAUCAUUGCACCAGGUAGCAUCUUCGAGGUACCUGCGGAUGAUAGUGCCAAGUUCGAGCAUGACAUACGCUUGUGCUUCGCUUUCGAAGAUGAGCCCAAACUGCGUGAAGGCGUAAGGCGGAUCUCUGUUGUCGCCAAGAAGCUACUUGCGGGCGCACAUUCGACAGGAGAUUAUGUUAUGGUGCCGAAAGCAGAGGACGAGGAUAGACUGCAGAACUUCAUGUGA
This is a messenger RNA of Fulvia fulva, 1515 nucleotides long. RefSeq lists its product as uncharacterized. Gene Ontology annotation, biological process: biosynthetic process. NCBI's taxonomy places the organism in Eukaryota, Fungi, Ascomycota, Dothideomycetes, Mycosphaerellales, Mycosphaerellaceae. Gene Ontology annotation, molecular function: pyridoxal phosphate binding; L-2-aminoadipate:2-oxoglutarate transaminase activity. Bases 1 to 1515 code for a protein of 504 amino acids. The record is from RefSeq and is a predicted model, not a curated record. The transcript has 2 exons.